This is a messenger RNA of Daldinia caldariorum, 1327 nucleotides long. RefSeq names its product 5-formyltetrahydrofolate cyclo-ligase. Gene Ontology annotation, biological process: folic acid-containing compound biosynthetic process; tetrahydrofolate interconversion. Lineage: Eukaryota; Fungi; Ascomycota; Sordariomycetes; Xylariales; Hypoxylaceae. The transcript is spliced from 2 exons. The record is from RefSeq and is a predicted model, not a curated record. Gene Ontology annotation, cellular component: mitochondrion. Gene Ontology annotation, molecular function: 5-formyltetrahydrofolate cyclo-ligase activity. Bases 139 to 909 code for a protein of 256 amino acids.
UACCUUAGGUACCUAGCAUUAGGUAUGCACCUCACCACAUAACGGAACACCUAUUGGUCCCAAGACAGGUGUAACUUUCACAACUUAUAGCGGGGAUCUUAUAAUACAUAGUACUCGGUUGCAAUAGUUUUGGAGAGUAUGUCGCAGGAGCCAGAGAUGAAUUCUGCUGCUUUGAGUGCUGCCAAGUCACAGCUUCGCUCGUUAAUGAAGCAGCGGCUCGCAAACCUUUCACAAGAAACCAUCUUAUCUCAAAGCAACAAAGUCUUUGAUUCACUAUGCAAGUUCAAGCCGUACGUUGAUGCAAAGAGGGUAGCGGUCUACCUGUCUAUGCCCGGUGGGGAAAUCCAAACAGAUUAUAUUGUCAGACAUGCCUUGUCUUCGGGCAAGCAGGUGUUCGUGCCGUACUUACACAAAUCCGGCUUGCAACCAAGUGAUGGCCCGACGAGACUUAUGGAUAUGGUAAGUCUAAAAGACGUCGAGGACUACGAGUCUCUAAAAAGAGACAAGUGGGGCAUCCCCAGUGUUGACGCCUCUACGGUACACGAAAGAAAGCGAAGCGUGGGUGAACUCGACGGAGAAAGAUCUACGGACGUCUUGCUAGACUUAAUCCUUAUGCCCGGUGUUGCCUUCGAUGUCGAUCCAGAGUCUAAGGCUAUCCGAAGGCUAGGGCAUGGCAAAGGCUUCUACGAUUAUUUCCUCCAUCGAUAUGCAUUGGCUGCUUCACAUGAAGAGGAGACACGAAAUGGCCGACCAGCUGUAUUGCUAUAUGCUCUAGCUUUGAAGGAACAGCUCCUCUCCCCGUCUUCAGGAGAAUCUGUCCCAGUUGGACCCCAUGAUCAACCAAUAGAUGGCCUGUUUCUCGGAGACGGCCAAAUCAAAGAGUCUGCGAAUAACGGCGAUGCAAACUAAAAUGAGUAUACCUCGACCAACUUCGGGUGUCCAUUAUUAUCAGCAAUGAUAUCCUCGGGGGAACAUGUGUAAAAGCAAACCCCCAAUAAAUUUACCUUCCAACUAAGAUCAUAUCUUAACGUCUCAUACGGCUUCUUGAAUCAAGCAUACAUUGUCGCCUUUCAGCAAAAUUUGACCUAUAAAACCGUCAAUUAUAAAGGAUAACGCCUGUUUCGGUGUAAUGUUCAUACCUAAGGGUCUGCGCUUCUCUUCUGGGUUCGUCUUCGUGAUUUGCUUUACCUCAACCGCGUCAUCAAUAACGAGAUUCAUAAAUUCGUCGAAUCCCUAGGGACAAGGGUAUUAUAUUAGCACAAGCCAAUAGACAACAGAGAGUAAGAGAAACAGCCGGUGACUUACCCUAAUUUUCCCCUCGAUCCUG